Messenger RNA from Ylistrum balloti, 3493 nucleotides. RefSeq lists its product as uncharacterized. Lineage: Eukaryota; Metazoa; Mollusca; Bivalvia; Pectinida; Pectinidae. Gene Ontology annotation, molecular function: protein binding. The record is from RefSeq and is a predicted model, not a curated record. The transcript is spliced from 8 exons. The coding region runs from base 1 to 3375 and encodes 1124 amino acids.
AUGGAUAAAAAAAAGAAACCUCGAUACUGCAAGAAAAAUAAGAAGAUAAAAUCAAAUGAUGGAGACAAAAUGGGAAAAAAAGGAAUUUUCAAAAAACAAUUACACAUAACAAGCAAUGAACAAUACAACAAAGAAGUGAAAAGUUAUAAAGAAGAGGCAGAGGAGAAUAAGUCGCGUGUAAAUAUCGGUAUUCUCAUCUACGCAGCUCAACAUGAUAAACAGGAAGACCUGAAAUAUUUCCAUCAGAAAAGAAACCUGCGAUGGUGUCUACAAAAGCUUCUCAAAUAUGCGCUGAACCAUGGUGACGAGGAUCUGGCUCUGUGGUUUCUUCAAGAGGGGGAAGACUUAACGAAGUUGGUUAAGCACUCCACUCCACUAUUGCAUCUCGCAGUCGAAAAGGGAUAUUCCAUAGUUUUAAAUGAACUUUUGCAACGACCACAUGUGGACGUCAAUGCUAGAAAUAGAAAUAAGGAUACAGCUUUGCAAUUGGCGUUGACAAAGGAAAAUCCCACCAUUUGUAGAAUACUUCUAGAAUAUGGUGCCAGAACUGAUAUCCCUAAUCGGAAUGGCAUGCUUCCUUUACAUCAAGUGACCCAGGCCAGUACAGAUAUCAGGUUGAUUGAUCUAUUAAUAGAAUUCAAAGCUGAUAUAGAAGCUCUAGAUGAACACGGAAUGCGACCAAUCGAAUAUGCGUUGCAGAAAUCGAUCAACAGGCAGGGAUUUCUUCGUAAACUGAUCAGCCAUGGAGCAAUGGUGGGAAAAAAAUUUGAAUCAAAACUACAUUGCAAAUGCAUGUCUGCAAUUCAGGUAGGUCAGAAAUUUGGAAUUACGAAACUUAUCAUGCGUGAAUUGCGAAAGCGCAGUCCUGAAAUCAAUUCAAAAGACAUAUCGGUACUAGACUGUGUGAACCUGACUGGAGACAUUGGAUCUCUCGUUGAUCUCUUGAAAGAGGACGGGGAUAUCUCUACCUUAAGUCAAUUGGACAAAAGUGCUAUACUUACGCGCCUUUUUAACUAUAUCACGUGGACGGGGAGUCAUCGUCUUCAUCAAUGCUUACAGGAAAGGGGUAUUAUAGCUGAUGAUGAAAACAAGACUUGGCUACAUAAAACCGGCAUGCUAUUAUCUCAGAAGCAUGUAGCAAUGUUUCAUGUUGAAGUGAUGGAUGAUCUUGAAUUCAUCUUGUCAAGACAUACUGAAUCGUUCAAAGAGCAUAUGGAUGUCAACUCCAUAGAAUCGGUAGUUACCAUAUCACCUGCUACAAACGAGGGUGCUGUCAUGAAAGUAUUUGCCCUUGUUAUGCAACAUCUGUUAAACACAGUUCAUGGCUUUCCUGCAAAAUCUUCCAUCAGAUUCAGGCACAUUCACACCAGAGAAUUCCUUACUAAUCACUCCCUACCGGAAAAGAUUUGUUCCAAUGAAAAGUAUUCAUCAUUGCUUUCGGAAGACACUCAUUCAGACACAUGCUUUCUGAAAGAAAUAUACGAGUUUCAUGUUGCCAAGAAUGAUGUCGCGUACGAGUGCCACUCACUGCAUAAUCAGAUUCUUCAUAAAGGUUUGCAUGAUCUGGAAAAGAACUGGAAUGACUCUGAAUACAUUCAUUCAACAGACAACGCUGGAUGGACACCAUUACAUCUGGCCAUUGUUUUGGGAGAAAGCGAAAUUGUCAAAAUACUGCUUGACCACGGCGCAAAUACAUCAUUGUAUACAACGCUUUGUCUCCCCGCCUUUGUCUGUGCAAAGUCGAACAGGAAUAUUCGCAUGCAGUUCUCACCCCUAGAUCUAGCCGUACGCCUCAAUAUGAAUGACAUUGUACAGCUAAUUACAGAAAGGAGCCCGGCUAAUCCGUCCAUGAAGGCUUUCAUCAAGAUGUCAUACGGAUUAGAAUUAGAAUCCACUUUGCUGCAAUCAGUUUGUAAGGAAGCAGAAAGAAAAUAUAAGGAUAUCGGAGCACGAUUUAAGCCAACAUACACAGUGCGCAAAAAUCAAGCGAUUCUUCGUGUCUGCCUCGGAUUUACGGAUGAUGUGUGUGACGUGAAAGAAGGAGACAUACAUGGUGUAAAAGUUAUAAUCAUGAACCCGAAUAUUGCACCAGAAAGCGAAUGGAUAGAAGAUGAUAAGAUGACAGAAAAUGAAGAAAUCGUUUGUAAGGCGAUCGUUGAUCGAUGGGCCGAUAAUCUUUGGAAUCAGCAUCCGAAUUUGAAUGCAAUCACUGCCGGAAGCAUAGUUAGCGUAAAAUGUCCCAAAGCAAACCCUGAAGCACAUAUCAUGCUACACUGUUCACACAAAGGAUACAUUCCCUUGGCGAGCCAAUGUUUUCCAACUGAACUGAAAUGUGAGAAGGGAGCAAUGCCAGUGGCAGUACUUGAAGGAGAGUUUAUUUUCAGCCCGCGGUCAUACAGCUUGAACGCCAUUGAUAUCAGUCAUCCACCUACCGGACGAUGUCGCAUGGAAACAACUGAGCACAUUCCUUUGAAAGUUGGAAUGAGUAUAUGUGGUUCUCAUGGACAAGAAGGUUCUGUAGGAACUUUAGGAAUAUUUGUGGAAAUUGGCAAUGGAAAAACGGGGUUCAUCACUUGUUCCCAUCUGUUCCAUGCAGAAAAAAUCGAAAAGGGAGAUACUCCUUUUAGCUAUCAAUCUUCACAAGAAAAGAAAGGUGAUGACGUCAUAGCUCCAUUUGAUCAUUUUUACGAAAAACAUAUCAGGGGUGUAAAAAGGAUGGAAAUCGAUGAUGAUCCUUUGGUACAAUUAUGCGAAAAUGUGACCGUCUACUGGCAGUGUGGAAAUGUAGAACGAGCCGUGUUUAACUCUGAUUUAGAAACGGGAAUUGAUGCGGCACUUGUAGUGAUUGACCCAAACCGAAAUCCACGUGAUGGUUCUUUUGAUGACGUCAAGUAUACCCAUCUUAAAAAUGCAGAAAUGAAUGUUAGAGAUCAUCCAACAUUUGCAUCAGGAAAACAGGCCGAUGUGAAAUACCUUGAUAACGAUUGUUCUCCUGAAUCGCCUAUCAGGUGUAUGAAGCUUGGAGCUGGUUCUGGGCUGUCUGUUGGACUGCUGACAUGGACAUCUGGUCAGGCAAGAACCUCGGAUUCUGAUAAGCUUGGGAUUAAGAAAGAUUCCUCGCAUAAAUAUACGUUUAAAGGCCAGUAUGUUAUUAGCGGACUUAAGGGAAAGCAAUUUUUUGAAGAAGGAGAUUCUGGAUCGGCAGUUUUUGUCAUGAUAAAGAGAAACAAACAUUAUUAUCCGGACGCUUGUCUUGGGAUCGCUAUUGGAUUUGCUGAGACGAAGACGUUCGUUACUCCCAUAGGUAAUAUUCUUGAGGCGCUGAAAUUGGACGAAGGACCAGCACUAACACUUAAACAAUUUGUUCAACAUUGAUUUUACGUGUCAAACAAAGUCAAACAUGUCUAGACAUUCUAUGGGUCCUGUUAUUAUCGUUCAUGUAUGUAACCAUCGGAAUCUAUAUAAUAAUUAACACAUAUAAUAAUGCUCUUGA